Molecule: messenger RNA, 1012 nt
Organism: Blastomyces dermatitidis ER-3
Lineage: Eukaryota; Fungi; Ascomycota; Eurotiomycetes; Onygenales; Ajellomycetaceae
Product: PRELI-like family protein
Exons: 2
Coding region: 440-1012 (190 amino acids)
Biological process (GO): phospholipid transport
Cellular component (GO): mitochondrial intermembrane space
Molecular function (GO): phosphatidic acid transfer activity
Source: RefSeq, a predicted model, not a curated record
CCUGGCAAAAUUUUUUCCCUUGUGACAAGACUCAACUCCUCCGCUCCAACAACCAAGAAGACGGGGUUGAACAGUCCAAUAAAUAUCCAAUAUACCCACAAGAUUGGUGUGGUUCUUUUAACACCACUUACUCCCCCACACACGCGCAAUCCUGAAGGCUGCAAUCCUCUUGUGAUCGCAUAAUAGCCACUAAUGUAUAGUAUUCCGACUGCUGUAACCGAAUAAUAUUUCCUCCUUUCCUCCGAAGGUUGCGUCUUCGCCGUUUUCCACUACCAGAUAGACCCGGGGUAGGAACCCGACCUCACUCGAUCAACAAUCCUCCCCCUUGCUAGUAACCUUUGUUUUGUCAUUGCGUUCGGUGAACAGACGACAGACCGACUCCGUCGUUUGUUUUCGUCUCGCCUAGGCCGUUGGUUGUUCUUGCUCUAGACAUCUAGAUAUGAAAGUCUUCGCGUCAACGUGCACGUUCGAUUACUCAUGGGAGGAGGUCUCUACCGCCAACUGGCGGAAAUACUGUCCUUGGAACGACAAGUCGACCCAUGUUGUGGCCGUUGAUAUUCUCUCCCGGACACUGCACCCUGAUACCGGCAUUCUACGAACGGAACGCCUGAUCACCUGCAAUCAAUCCGCUCCCCAAUGGCUCCUCACGCUUUUCGGGGGUAGCGCCACCUCUCAUGUCUACGAAGUGUCAUAUGUCGAUCCCGUUUCUAAGAAAGUGACCAUGUGCUCAACAAACCUAACAUGGUCGAAUGUUUUGAAAGUCCGAGAAACCGUUACCUACCAGCCUUCGCGAGAUGCUCCAAGCACCAAGACAGAUUUCAAGCAAGACGCACAAAUAACCGCCGUGUGCAGCGGCUGGCAGAAAGUAAAGAACAAAGUUGAAGAGGCCAGCAUUGAACGAUUUAGCCAGAAUGCUAAGAAAGGUCGCGAGGGCUUCGAGGCAGUGCUGGAAAUGAGUCGGAGGGUGUUUGGGGAACAACGGGAAUUGGAGGCAAGGCAGCAGGCUCAAUGA